This is a messenger RNA of Cetraspora pellucida, 180 nucleotides long. The record is from the annotation of a GenBank genome assembly. Lineage: Eukaryota; Fungi; Glomeromycota; Glomeromycetes; Diversisporales; Gigasporaceae.
CUACUCAUUAAAAAGUUUGAGCCUUUUGAUAGACAAACUGAAGCUUAUUAUACAGAUUUGUUAUUUGGAACUAUAGAACAAAUAAGUGAUCAAAUUAAAUUAGUUAUUGAUAAUGAAAAUUCUGAUGAAUUGGAUUUAGAAUAUGAGCUUGAGGCACCAAUUAUUUUAGAGCAACUUUAG